ACUACAAAUAGGUUCAUACUUCAUACUUUCACAGAGUCCACAUUUAGAAUUUUAUCAAAAUAAUAGUUAGCGCUGUUCCAGAUUUUCCCUAAAAGGAGAUAAGAAUCUACAAAAUUUUCUUUACAAAAAUGUGCAAGUUCAAGAAAGUAUCAUAACCCCCUUUACUUUCUUUCUGUAAUCUAGUGACCGAAUAUUUUGGUGCUUUAAUAAAAUCCAAUUUCAAUUAUCUAAUCACAGUUUGGUGCUUACAAUUAAUAUUGUGUACUAAAAACAUAUAUUCUUAUCUUUAAAUAUUUUUCUAUAAAAGGGUGCCCACAAAACCUUCAUUUAGAAAAAUGGUGUCUCUCACACACAACAUAUCCUUUCUCAUUCUCUUGUUCCUCGGCGUCCUUGCCCUCUCCUUCGUUUGCGACUGUAGCCCUCCUAAACCAUCACCGGAUCCCCACAACCCGCCAAAAAAUCCCGUCAAACCGCCUCAGUCACCUGCUGUCAAAUCGCCAAAACCGCCCACCGUUAAACCACCUCCAUCAACCCCUAAACCACCCAUGAAACCGCCAACCAUUAAACCACCGACCCACAAGCCUCCACCUGUGGUAACGUCGCCAACACCGUGCCCAGCAUCAACACUGUGCCCACCACCGUCACCAUGCCCACCACCAACACCGUGCCCACCACCAACACCAACACCAACUCCACCUGUCGUAACGCCGCCAACACCAGACCCACAUGUUGUUACACCGCCAAAACCAGAGACUUGCCCAAUCGACACGCUGAAAUUAGGCGCUUGUGUGGACAUUCUUGGAGGUUGCAUUCACAUGGGAAUUGGUAAAAGCUACGCUAAGGAAACGUGUUGCCCGGUUUUGGGAGGUUUAUUUAGCAUGGACGCAGCCAUUUGCCUAUGUACUACCAUUGAAGCCAAAUUUUUCAAUAUGGACCUCAUCAUUCCCAUUGCUAUUGAGAUUCUUCUCGACUGCGGAAAGCCUCCACCUCCUGGCUUCAAAUGUAAGUUUGAUGAUAUUUUUGGGUAAUUGGAGGUUAAUUUGCGUGUGUGAAACCGUUACUCAAUUGUUUCAUUUGAUACGAUAAAAGGGUUUGUUUGGGUUUUCACGCUGUACUUUUAGGUUUAUAUCUGUGUACGCUUUAAUUUAUUUUUAUGUACAUACGUACGUAGUACGUAGGUUGUGGAGUAAAGAAAUGUGAUUUUCAUAGUCAUGCACAUUGUACUGAUGGACAUGUGAUACGUGCCCUACAGCGUAGGCUACUGGCCAAGUACAUGCGUAUAAAUUUAUAUAUGUACACAUCUACGCCAACAAAUAUAUCAUAGUGUAUUCUUGAAAAAGUUGAUU
Messenger RNA from Brassica napus (rape), 1346 nucleotides. Its product is annotated as 36.4 kDa proline-rich protein-like. The record is from RefSeq and is a predicted model, not a curated record. Bases 336 to 1028 code for a protein of 230 amino acids. Lineage: Eukaryota; Viridiplantae; Streptophyta; Magnoliopsida; Brassicales; Brassicaceae. The transcript has a single exon.